This is a messenger RNA of Cotesia congregata, 429 nucleotides long. NCBI's taxonomy places the organism in Eukaryota, Metazoa, Arthropoda, Insecta, Hymenoptera, Braconidae. The record is from the annotation of a GenBank genome assembly.
GCAGUAACUAGGGCUUCAAAUCAGCGAAACCGUCAGGCCCAUCCGUCUCCAACAGGUCAAGAAAAUGAAAACGCGAAUUCUGGCGAACUAGUCAAGAUAGCCAUCGAUGACUUGACAAAACUUUUUACUAAUUUUGGAGAACAAGUACAAUCCACAUUCAAUCCACAACAAAUAGAAAAUUUUUUUAAUAAACACGGUCAAAUAUUUAGUGAUGAAACAAAAAACAAGUAUAAUAAAGUAGUCAGUGACAUUAGAACCAUUGGAGCACAGGCUAGCUUAUCGGGUGUUAGCUCUGAUUUUAAAGAACUAGUAACUACAACCGUUGCCGAUCUAUCUUCUGCUGCUCAAAAGUAUGCAAAAGAGAUCCCUAAUCCCUCUGAAGUCUUUGAGCGUAUCAACAAUUUUGUAAAAGAAAUCAAUGAGCCUAAA